UUGCCGGUACUGGGUGUACGGGAUGCUCUAAGGGCCAAAACUACUCGUCCGACACCUCCUUCCCAUCGAAAAAAAACCUUCUUCCACGUCUUCGUCCAAGCUAGGGUUUCCUCUGCUGACCUCCGUCGUGCUUCCGGCCGCUACUUGCAUCUCUCCGCCCUCCAUUCAUUCGACUCCUCGAGCCUAUGAGGCAACUAAAAAGACGUAUAGUCGCCCAGAAGUGCGCACUGGUGUCGUCACCGGUUGUAUGAUUGGGGAAUUUUUCACCUGACAGAUUAGUUAAAGAAUAACGCCUUGUCAUUCUUACUAAGUCGGCAAUUAAAAGUGUACUGCAUAGUUUUACCAAAAAAUAAUAAUUUUUUUAAGAAGACAACUGUGCUAUGUUGGAUGCUAUGCAGCUAAGGGUAUUUAUGGUAUUUAUUUUUACCAAAAAAUAUUCUUUUCAAAAAGUUAAGAGUAUUUAUGGUUAAAAUUCCAAUUUUCUAUCUUUUCAUACAAAUAGGUGUCCUUCCCUGAUUUUUGCUUUAGCUUUAGCUCUAUUGAUGCUUGUAGCUUUGUACCUGCAAACUACAUAAGCCAAAUGUUUCGUGGAUAGAAUGAAUUGAAUUGUCUAAACCCUGUAAUGUUCUCACUUACUUGGCAUCUAUAUUGUAUCAUAUAUCUGAUAUUAGCUAAGUGAAUGCUCUGAUAUUUAUCUUGCUGCUACUUACUAUUAUGACACACUUCAACCGUUUAGCUGUUCCUGGUUCUUAAUGUCUUCAUGUAUAAUAGUAUCAUGGUGAGGUAGGUUGCCUUACUCAUGUCUCAUGCUUAUGUGAUUUUCAAAUAUUCGAAAAAUGAAUUUGCUUUAGCUGUGUAGUCAUGACAUUUGUGUUUCAGUGUCUGCGGAAAUUUUAAACUACUUUCAGAUAAACAAAUUGCAAUUUGCCUGUCAUAUAUGGCGAGCACAGCAUGCUUUGUGAUUGUCAGUAAGAAUGAUAUCCCAAUCUAUGAUGCUGAAGUUGGAUCCGCUCCAAAAAAAGAAGAUCAGGCUUAUCAGCAUCAGUUCAUUUUGCAUGCUGCAUUAGAUGUUGUUCAGGACCUUGCAUGGGCUACAAGUGCAAUGUUUCUGAAGUCAGUAGAUAGAUUCAACGAUCUUGUGGUGUCUGUUUAUGUAACUGCUGGUCAUACUAGAUUUAUGUUGCUUCAUGAUUCACGGAGUGAAGAUGGUAUAAAAAGCUUCUUUCAGGAAGUUCACGAACUUUACAUCAAGAUAUUCCUUAAUCCACUCUACUUGCCUGGUUCUCGCAUCACAUCCUCUCAUUUCAAUACCAAGGUCAGGGCUCUUGCAAGGAAAUACCUGUAGCAUGCACUCAGGUGGAAGAUCCUGAAAAUGAGCUAGUGCCAUGAUGCGCCAAAAUGGUGCUCAACGGAGAGCUUUCUUUGCUUAUUUCUGAGGCGUUUCCCCUGCCAACGUUUCAGCUUUUAUGUUUAUCUCCUUACCCCUGUCCUGUGCUGUUGUCUUGAGAUACUCGAGUGUCGUAAGCUGAGCCCUGUUAAAUUUACCUUGCACAUCGAUACUGCACCAUUAUAUCUGUAGCCAUGGCAGUGAAAGGAGAUGGUGCCGCAGUAUCAUCACGAGCUGUAUGAAGCAUGGAAGCAUAUGCAGCGGCAUUAAUAUUACAGGACACUGCAAUGCAACUGACCAGCUGGUAGUGGUACUGUAGCUCCACUAAAAGGACCCCUGCAGAAUCUCCGGAGAAAGGUCCUCGCACAUCAGAUGAAUUCUAUUCAUAAAUGAAUCUGCAGUUAUCACUUGGGAUUGUACUACCAAGGAAGAGCUGUCAUUUGGCUGGAACCUUUUUUUUGUUUUUGUUUUGUGAAGACAAGACUUUGAUUGAUGAUUAUUUAACACAAACGGGUGUUAUGUGCCAUGAAAUUUACCACGUCA
Messenger RNA from Triticum urartu, 1930 nucleotides. The record is from RefSeq and is a predicted model, not a curated record. NCBI's taxonomy places the organism in Eukaryota, Viridiplantae, Streptophyta, Magnoliopsida, Poales, Poaceae.